AUGGGACGCACAAACGCCCAAUCGCUUUUUCAAUUCAAUAGUUUGCGCAAUAAUUAUUAUCUGAGUUUUGUCUAUGGCCUGUUCGUUGGACUGCUAUUUUUCUAUUAUAUUUUCGGACGUCAAAAUCAGUACCCGUAUCAGUUGCAAGGCCAUCCACUGAUCCUCCCCCGAACUUCCGACCCCUACGAAUUAUCUCCAAGGGGCUGGACCCCAGCCGAAGUUUUCGUGGAGAACAUCGUCUCAAUUUUCUCGCUCUCCCCUCAAAAUCGGAAGAUCCUCUCGUCGCAAAUCUCAAAGCUGAACGCCUCCGAGUUGACGAAUGCCGUGGACAUCUUCAGGAGGCUUUGUCCCUCAAAGAUUGAUUGCCAGCUGGAGCCACCGUUUUUGAAUAUUGAUUCGCAGUAUAAGGUAGCCCGUCCCUAUGCCCUAGCCGCCUGUACAAUCUACAAAAAUAUGUCUACCGUGCUGAUCGCUAUUAUGUGCUAUUUACACGAUAUGGAAAAGAGUCUGAACAGUACCGUCAGAUUUUUCGAUCAAUGGGAUGAAUUAAGACCGUGCCUCCGCUCAAACGAGGCCCCAUCGUGGGCGCGUUCAAUGGAGCGUAUCGGACUCGACAUUGACAAUAUCACCAAAUUCACGCUGGUCCGAGAGCCGAUGGAGAAGUUCAUGUCGGCGUAUGUACAGCAGUGCUUACUAUGGAUGAAGUGCGAAGCGUGCCACGACCCAGACUGUCUACUCGAUAAAUUACUCGGCUACGCGAAGACGUUCCGGCUGAAGGGCAUCUACGGGGCCCAGGGGAUGACAAGAUCGCAUCUUAAUGCUCAUUUUCUGCCUCAGAAUUGGCGUUGCGAAUUCGGGACGAUGCUCGAUGAAUAUGUAAUGAUUCGAUACAGCAGUGCAGACAUUCAAAGGCUGCUCUUCGACUUUCAGGUGUUGCUCAAAAGCGCAAAGGUGGAGCAGGACAAGAUUGAUUUUGUGAAAGAGAAGCUUGCCUCCGGCCAAUGCGCUAAAAAUUCGACAAAAUUUACGGCGGAAGAAUUGAAAGCGUAUGAUGCAUAUUUGAAGCAAUAUGAGAAAAGCUAUACUACAGCCGAGAAGAAUCGAAGGAUCAAGUUCUUCCUCCACGCGCAGAAGAAAAUCAACAACUGGAACAAGAAGCAGAAGACGCAAGAAUUCGCCCACAACACCUUCUCCGACUGGAGCCCCAAGGAGUUGAAGAGGUUGCUGGCGCCAAAGAAUUGGACUGAAGAGGCGGGUCCGAUCGAACUGUUCCGCGUCGCCAACACUUCUACAGCCCCAUCAUCAAGCAGUAUGGCAUACGGCGCUAAUCAGACCAAAAUUUUUGUCGACUGGAGGAGGCAGGGCGUCGUCACACCCGUCAAAAAUCAGGGCAAAUGCGGUUGUUGCUACGCUUUUGCUGCCGUCGCAGCCGUCGAGUCGGCUUUUGCCUUGAAGGGGCAGACUUUACAAAACCUCUCUGUGCAAGAAAUCGUCAAUUGCGUGCAAGGCGGAUGCAAAGGAGGGGCGCCGUAUAAAGUUUAUCAAUAUAUAAAAAUCAACGGCAUCCUCGACGAGGCGACCGCUCCAUUUUUGGGGAAAAGAAAGACUUGCACGAACGAGACAACGAAUAGUAUUAUUGGAAGUGCGCCUGCGCUUCGAGGAGAAGCUGAACUCGAGGAUUUUGUAAACAAUACAGGGCCGGCUUCUGUCUGCUUCAAGGCGCCAAUGUCAUUUGUCCGCUAUAGUAAUGGCACUUAUCAACCGACGGAGGCUGAGUGUAAUGCCACGAGUAAUGCCCAUUGUGUCGUUGUGAUCGGCCACGGCGUCGAGCUCGGCCUUCCCUACUGGAUUUUUAAAAAUAGUUGGGGCGUAAGAUGGGGCGAAGACGGCUAUGGUCGUUUUGUAAAAGGCCAAAACGCCUGCGGUUUCGAGCGCCGAUCGGUGAACGGACCACUUCUUGCCACUAGC
Mesorhabditis spiculigera is the source of this 1968-nucleotide messenger RNA. Lineage: Eukaryota; Metazoa; Nematoda; Chromadorea; Rhabditida; Rhabditidae. The record is from the annotation of a GenBank genome assembly.